Diaporthe batatas is the source of this 3831-nucleotide messenger RNA. RefSeq lists its product as uncharacterized. The coding region runs from base 1094 to 3829 and encodes 911 amino acids. The transcript has a single exon. The record is from RefSeq and is a predicted model, not a curated record. NCBI's taxonomy places the organism in Eukaryota, Fungi, Ascomycota, Sordariomycetes, Diaporthales, Diaporthaceae.
GCCUGCCACGCCUGCGUGCCCCAGAGGGACUUUCGAAAAACUCUCGAUGCAGGAAAGCGGGUCAUCAUGCAAGCUCCCACUGCUACCAGUGGUGCUACUGCAGGGCGUUGCUGCAAGCCGAGGUGAGUCAUUCAGUCACCGCCAUCCACUCGUUUCCAGCCUCCUCGAGUGAAGAGCGACACCGACGGCCUACCCCUCGACGAGGGUAACCCAGACAGGGGUCAAGAGGUACUUGCGGCGCGGGAUGCAUGGGAAUUCGAGGCCGCUGGCGAGGGGGACUGUGGGAAUCGGAUCAACAACCAGUCUACACACACUAUAGUCCUAUGUACAGCACAGAUGAGGGGGCAAACAAUCCAAUCCGCCUGGGUUGAGCCAUUUCGGAUGCCCAAGUGGGUAUUAUAGACCAUCCACCCUAUCGCCCACCUGGAUGAUCCAAUUGCCCUCACUUGGAAUCAACCUUGCUCCGUCGUCCAUCUCGAAUUGCCUCUUGAACCCUUUUUGUGCGCUCACCGCCAGGUCGCCUCGUCCACCAGCAACCGCCUCACUAGUCCACACACUACUGCUCCCUCAACGAACUCUCUAUCGAGAUCACUAAAGCCCAUCCCACGCUCUACACCUGUUUGCCAUCAUCGGUCCAGUGCAUAUUCUCACAAUCACAUUAUCAUCAACCUUAAGAACAAAGGGUCGACCUACUACUAGUGCGAACUGCUGCGAACCGUUCGCGCCCACGGGAAGCGAAUAGCUUCAGUGGGACGACGAACGAAUCCCACCUCGAGCUCCUAACCUGCGGAUCGAGACCAUUAGCUGCCUCGUGGUUCUCGUGCAACUCUUCUCUGUUCAUGGCUGCCUUAGCUGCCCGCCAAUGUCUUCAUUUUAGUUGAAAUAUCUUAAUCGCGAUUUCAUUUUCGCCCUCUGAAGCUGGCUCGGGCGAAUCAAACACAUAGAACACCACCGGCGAACAUAUCCUUCCACGCGACUUGCACCAGACCGCCGACACCCGACAGGAUUCUUUUCCCACGACUGACCAAGAAUCUACGAGGACGCGUGCACACAAAACCCCAAUUAGGAACUUGGGGAGAGAGAUGCAAACACAAUGGCAUCUGAAAAUCACCCCUUCUACAGCAUCUGGGCGUCUGAGUCGGUCCGUGAGCGCUUGUUUGCGCACCUGAGCAAGUCGGAUAUCUGCUCGGUCCGGCUGGCCAAUUCGGCCUGUUGCAACCUGGUGACGCGCCGACUCUUCCAGCGCGUACACCUCACUUUCACGCCCAACAGCUUCACCAAGCAGUCCCGGAUACAGGCCUUGGGGAGGAUAGGACACCACAUAGAACACAUCAUUUUCUACCUCCCGCACUCGGAGACCACAUUCCUUCCGCCACUUAUUCACCCACAAACGGGGUCUGAGAUCUCGUACCUCUACACGCCGCACACUUCCAUGACCAGCACGCUCACCAGGCCAAAGUAUGGCAAUUCGGAGUUGGGAGACAUUCUUACCCAGCAAUACCCGCCCCUUUUCCAUGCGUCGACGAAUGUGCCCAGUUUCAUCCACGCGAUGAAGAACCUCCCGAACCUCAGGCAUCUGACCAUCAAAACACCCGGACAGGAUCCCAGGGAGCGCUACAGGAGGGACAUCGUCGACUAUGCCCUAAUCAGCCUGAGGAUAGCCAUCGAGCGCACACCACAACUGACGAGAUUAUCGAAGCUCUCAUUGUCCGGUGUACACCCGGCCGCAUUUUUGUACCUCAAGUCUGAAGGCGGCCCCGGCUUCGGCUGCUCCCCACGCGGGGCCAAGCGGUGGCGCCAAAUCAAAAAGCUCAGUGUCUCGGUAGAGGCGUGGGAUUUCUAUGGCCCCAGCGGUCCGGGUCUGGACCAACUCAAGAUCAUUGACGACUACCUGCGCAAUUUCUCCGACUGCGUUGAGAAGCUUUCUUUCACUUGGACCGGCGGGAAGGGGCCGUGCCCCCUGGCACUUGCGGAGGAUGCGCUCUUUGACCCGCCAAGAGAGUGCAAGAAGCUCUUCAACGAGGUCACGAGCCCCAUGAGCCCCCUGCCCGCCACCCCCGGUGUCAGGCAGCCUAUGCGCUUCACUCGCCUGAAGCACAUGCAGGUCAGAAACGCAUCCAUGAGCGAGUGCCAAUUGAGGAGGCUUGUUGAAGGCCACAAGGCGACGGUCAAGGAGUUUGACUUUGAGAAUGUGGUGCUUCUAAACGGUGGUAACUGGGAUGAGGCACUUGCGCCUCUGAUGGCGCCUGCUGAGAAGAGCGGAAGGGCGCGCAGCGACACCUGGUCGAGAUACUCUGUCGGCAUGGAAAGCAACGAUAACAUGCCACCUCCUAGCCCUGUCGAGAGCGUCAGGACAGUGGGCCCCAUGACUCCCGCUACACCACGGAGUCCAAGAACCCCGAGGACGCCAAGAGGUAGUGUUGCUCAGGACGACGACGUCGCUGUCCGUCACCCCAGCGCUGCCGUGGAAGCCGUGGGCAGGGACCUCCUCGAGGAAAUUGACGACGAGAUGGACAUGUAUGUGGGUCUCAGCCGCCAACCUUCCAAGGCGGAGGUCUGCUACUUUGACAACAAGGAGGAGAUCAUCGUUGAGCUGGAUGAGGACCUCAGCGAAGAGCUGAGCCUUCGGAGAACAAUGACGGCCAGCGAUGAGCAUUACCGCCCCGCCACGGCUAGUGAUGAGCAUUACCGCCCCGCCACGGCUAGUGAUGAGCCCAACCGACUCGCCACGGCCACCACAAGCCAGGCCAGCCUCAGCACCCUCGACGGCGAGGAAUCGUUUAGCGGCAAGCUGCGAAAGAAGCGCGUGCGCCGGAGAGAGCGCAAGCCCUGGCACCCCAAGCGUGAGGAGGGCGAGCAGUCAGAGGACGAUGACAAUCAUGGCUACUAUCCUCCUCGCUCAAACGAGAAUCUGAAGGAGAAGAACUCGCUCGCCAGCUUCUUCCACCAUCAGCGAUCCGGCUCGUCAUCACAUUCGAACAAGAGCAGGAACGUGCUCCGUCGCGCGCGCCAGUCCUCGGAUCCGGGGCCGUACUCGUCCUGCCAGAUCAUGGACCCCAACACUUACGAGAUCCAGCUGCCGGAGGUGCUUGGCUCCGACGACGAUACGCUGACUCUGAAGUCGAGCAAUGCGAGCCAGAGCCAGACGACGCUAAAGUCGAGCAACCCCAGCAUGAGUCAGAUCACUCUCAAGUCAAGCAAUGCCAGCCAGAGCCAGAUCCGACUGGUCAGGGCGCCAUCGCACCCCCUGCCCCCUGUGCCGCUCAACAUCUCAGCGCCGAUGCCAGCGGAACAGCUCCCUGUCCUGCUGCAGCCAGCGGUAUACAACCCACAGGCGUCGACGACGUCGAUCCCUAUGCCGUCGGGCUCGCGGGGCAGCGGCGACAGCAGCAACUCGGUCAGCGCGCCACUGAUGCACACCCACGGGCAGGGCCACAACGUCAAUGACGGCCUGUCGGCGGUGCAGCGGAACCUGGAGCAGGAGGAGAUGCAGCUGCGGUUCGCCGAGGACGCCGAGGCGCGGGCCAGCGCACUGCAGAAGGCGCGCGACGCGGUGCUGCGCAAGCUGGGAAAGCUGAACGCGGCCAACGCCAUGAACAAGAUUGACGAAGGCCCGCGGCUGGAACAGCACCCGGCGCUGGUGCGGACAAACAGCGGUGGGACCAUGCAGGAGCAACCCCCCAGCGGCCCGCCAGACAACGGGAGCAAGACGCACCUGCGAAUCCGGGAGCUGCUCGGCGCUGGCACGAGGCAGAACAGCGCCGAGACGUACAAGACCAUCGAGUCCAGCAGCUCGUUGCUGGUGCCGCUCGUUUUUAGUGGGAACUGAGA